AUGACGAUGCAGGGUAAAUGGGCUGUUGGUACAAUUAAGCGCCCGAAGCAUUUCGUGGCACUCGAAGACACGGAAAGGUCGGUUUUGGAAUUUGCAGAUGCUGUCGUUGCCGACAACUUCGUUCAGGUUUUCGGUUUAGCCAUAAACACGAGCGAACAUGUGUUUCCUGGGUCGGCAUUUAUUGUGUUAUUAUUUGACAGCUUUACGCUCUCGUCGGCCUGCCGUCUUUUAAACCGCGACGGCAUGUGGAACGUCACGAGCCACUAUAAUGCCGAGGAGAACUCCAAAACAAUUACCGGCGAUAUUUACGUCACUGAUGAAAAUGGGGAAGUCGUAGCUUCUGCGCGAGGCGUACGCUUCUCGUCAGUUCAGCUCGAUAAUCUGGAUCGUGUUCUUGGCUUAACCGCUGCCAGUGGCCAAGAUAAGAGUCCAGUCAGGACUGCCGCGGAGGCACUACCCCACCCGUGGCAAAACCAAAAGUUCAACCUUAAAGUCCUAUCUUGGGCUGCGCGCAUCGUGUGCGGAACAUUGUCGCAAGAUUUACCGGCGCCACUGCAGGAGACAUGGCGCCCGAUUUAA
Pyricularia grisea is the source of this 579-nucleotide messenger RNA. RefSeq lists its product as uncharacterized. The record is from RefSeq and is a predicted model, not a curated record. The transcript has 2 exons. Bases 1 to 579 code for a protein of 192 amino acids. NCBI's taxonomy places the organism in Eukaryota, Fungi, Ascomycota, Sordariomycetes, Magnaporthales, Pyriculariaceae.